GCUCCGCCCCUAACGUCCAGCCCUUUCAACUUCUUCUUCUUGGAGUCUGCAAAACAAGGCCUUCAAAUUCCCCUCCCGACGAACCGGAAGUGCGUCAUGCAGAGGCGCCGAGGCGCUCGUUUGGCGCGCGCGCCCUAAGCUGCGGGUCUGAGUUAGGGUCUUGGGUUUUCUCUCCUUUCUCCCUGGUUCUUGACUAUUUCCGGACGCUGGUGUCUCCGAACUUCGACAUGCCGUCUUCUUUACUGGGCUCGGCGAUGCCGGCCUCCACGUCGGCCUCAGCCCUGCAGGAAGCUCUGGAAAAUGCAGGACGGCUCAUCGACCGUCAGUUGCAAGAAGACCGCAUGUACCCGGACCUUUCCGAGCUUCUCAUGGUGUCUGCCCCAAAUAAUCCCACUGUUUCCGGCAUGUCAGAUAUGGAUUAUCCUCUACAAGGACCUGGUUUGCUGUCGGUACCCAACCUUCCAGAGAUCAGUUCCAUCCGAAGGGUUCCUCUCCCACCUGAACUUGUUGAACAGUUUGGACAUAUGCAGUGUAACUGCAUGAUGGGUGUGUUCCCUCCUAUCAGCAGAGCUUGGCUCACAAUUGACAGUGACAUAUUCAUGUGGAACUAUGAAGAUGGAGGAGACCUUGCCUAUUUUGAUGGACUUAGUGAGACUAUUCUUGCUGUGGGGCUUGUGAAACCAAAAGCUGGCAUCUUUCAACCUCAUGUACGGCACCUGCUGGUUUUGGCAACCCCUGUGGAUAUAGUGAUUCUUGGACUUAGCUAUGCUAAUUUACAAACAGGUUCUGGAGUUCUUAAUGACAGUAUGUGUGGUGGAAUGCAGUUGCUUCCAGAUCCCUUAUAUUCUCUUCCCACUGAUAAUACUUACCUUUUAACAAUAACUUCCACUGAUAAUGGCAGAAUUUUCUUGGCUGGAAAGGACGGCUGUUUAUAUGAAGUAGCAUACCAAGCAGAAGCAGGUUGGUUUAGCCAAAGAUGUAGGAAAAUAAACCACUCAAAGAGUGCACUUUCUUUCCUUGUUCCUUCAUUGCUACAGUUUACAUUCUCAGAAGAUGAUCCUAUUCUUCAAAUUGCAAUUGAUAAUUCUAGAAAUAUUUUAUAUACACGAUCUGAGAAAGGAGUAAUACAGGUUUAUGAUUUGGGCCACGAUGGACAAGGAAUGAGCAGAGUUGCCUCAGUUUCGCAGAAUUCUAUUGUCUCUGCUGCUGGAAACAUUGCUAGGACCAUAGAUCGUUCUGUUUUUAAGCCAAUUGUUCAAAUAGCAGUGAUUGAAAAUUCUGAAUCGCUGGAUUGUCAGUUAUUGGCAGUCACACAUGCAGGUGUAAGGUUAUAUUUCAGCACUUGUCCAUUCAGACAGCCAUUAGCACGACCUAACACAUUGACACUGGUUCACGUUCGCUUACCUCCUGGAUUCUCAGCAUCUUCAACAGUGGAAAAACCUUCAAAAGUACAUAAAGCACUUUACAGUAAAGGUAUUCUACUGAUGGCAGCCUCAGAAAAUGAAGAUAAUGACAUUUUGUGGUGUGUUAACCAUGAUACAUUUCCUUUCCAAAAGCCAAUGAUGGAAACCCAGAUGACAACCCGUGUUGAUGGUCAUUCAUGGGCUCUCUCUGCAAUAGAUGAAUUGAAAGUAGAUAAAAUUAUUACACCCUUAAAUAAGGAUCAUAUUCCCAUAACUGACUCACCAGUUGUGGUACAGCAGCACAUGUUGCCUCCAAAGAAAUUUGUUCUCCUCUCAGCACAGGGGAGUCUUAUGUUUCAUAAACUUAGACCUGUAGAUCAACUGAGGCAUCUACUUGUGAGUAAUGUGGGUGGAGAUGGAGAAGAAAUUGAAAGGUUCUUUAAAUUACAUCAGGAAGACCAGGCUUGUGCAACUUGCCUUAUCCUUGCUUGUUCCACUGCUGCUUGUGACAGAGAAGUAUCUGCAUGGGCUACUCGGGCUUUCUUCAGGUAUGGUGGUGAAGCACAGAUGAGAUUUCCAGCCACUCUCCCUGCUCCAAGUAACGUGGGUCCCAUCUUAGGGUCUCCUGUCUACGCUAGUUCUCCUAUUCCUAGUACUAGUUCAUACCCAAAUCCAACAUUUCUGGGAACACCAUCUCAAGGUGUACACCCUCCUGCCAUGUCAACACCAGUGUGUGCUUCAGGAAAUCCAGCAACUCAGGCCGCAAGUAUGACUUGUAUGGCUGCACCAGAGAUCGUGUACUCUGGAAAACACAAUGGUAUUUGCAUCUACUUUUCUCGAAUCAUGGGAAAUAUCUGGGAUGCUAGUUUAGUUGUGGAGAGAGUAUUCAAGAGUGGCAGCAGAGAGAUCACCGCAAUUGAAAGUAGCGUUCCCUCCCAGCUGCUGGAGUCAGUGCUACAAGAACUAAAAGGUUUGCAAGAAUUUCUAGACAGAAACUCCCAAUUUGCAGGAGGACCAUUAGGAAAUCCAAAUACAACUGCCAAAGUGCAGCAGAGGCUGAUAGGAUUCAUGCGUCCUGAAAAUGGAAAUACCCAGCAAAUGCAGCAGGAGCUGCAGAGGAAGUUUCAUGAGGCUCAGCUGAGUGAAAAGGUUUCACUUCAGGCAAUCCAGCAGUUGGUUCGAAAAUCAUACCAGGCUCUGGCUUUAUGGAAACUUCUUUGUGAACAUCAGUUCACUGUCAUUGUAGGAGAACUUCAGAAGGAAUUUCAGGAGCAACUGAAAAUCACCACAUUUAAAGAUCUGGUCAUCAGGGACAAGGAACUGACUGGGGCAUUAAUUGCUUCUCUUAUCAACUGCUACAUCAGAGAUAAUGCUGCCGUUGAUGGCAUUAGUUUACACUUACAGGACAUCUGCCCCCUUCUGUAUAGCACUGAUGAUGCAGUUUGCUCUAAGGCAAAUGAACUUCUGCAGCGUUCCCGACAAGUUCAAAAUAAGAUUGAAAAGGAAAGAAUGUUAAGGGAAUCCUUAAAGGAAUAUCAAAAAAUCAGCAAUCAAGUGGACCUUUCCAAUGUUUGUGCUCAGUAUAGACAAGUCCGUUUUUAUGAGGGUGUGGUGGAGCUCUCUCUUACUGCUGCAGAAAAAAAAGAUCCUCAGGGUCUUGGACUUCAUUUCUAUAAACAUGGAGAACCAGAAGAAGACCUUGUGGGCCUGCAGGCUUUCCAAGAAAGAUUAAACAGUUACAAGUGUAUUACAGACACGCUUCAAGAACUGGUAAAUCAAAGUAAGGCUGCUCCUCAGUCUCCCAGUGUACCCAAAAAACCUGGGCCUCCAGUACUGUCAUCUGACCCCAAUAUGCUGAGUAAUGAAGAAGCAGGACAUCAUUUUGAACAAAUGCUUAAACUGUCUCAACGAUCCAAAGAUGAGCUCUUUAGUAUCGCCCUUUAUAAUUGGCUAAUACAAGCUGAUCUUGCAGAUAAGCUAUUGCAGAUUGCUUCUCCGUUUCUGGAGCCACAUCUAGUCCGAAUGGCCAAAGUUGAUCAAAACAAAGUUCGUUAUAUGGAUUUACUGUGGAGAUAUUAUGAAAAGAACAGAAGCUUUAGUAAUGCUGCUCGUGUACUGUCCAAAUUGGCUGACAUGCAUAGCACAGAAAUUUCACUUCAGCAGCGACUAGAGUACAUUGCUCGAGCCAUUCUUAGUGCCAAAAGUUCCACUGCCAUUUCAUCAAUAGCCGCAGAUGGUGAAUUCCUUCAUGAAUUAGAAGAAAAAAUGGAAGUUGCUAGGAUCCAACUUCAGAUACAAGAGACACUACAAAGGCAAUAUUCCCAUCAUUCUUCUGUACAGGAUGCAAUUUCUCAGCUGGAUUCCGAACUAAUGGACAUAACUAAGCUUUAUGGGGAAUUUGCUGACCCGUUUAAACUUGCAGAGUGUAAGCUUGCAAUAAUUCAUUGUGCUGGUUAUUCAGACCCUAUAUUGGUGCAGACACUUUGGCAAGAUAUCAUAGAGAAAGAAUUGAAUGAAAGUGUGACGUUGAGCUCCCCGGAUAGAAUGCAUGCUCUUAGUCUCAAGGUUGUGCUCCUUGGCAAAAUUUAUGCUGGCACACCUCGCUUCUUUCCUUUAGAUUUUAUUGUGCAGUUUUUAGAACAGCAAGUUUGUACUUUGAACUGGGAUGUAGGUUUUGUAAUACAGACAAUGAAUGAAAUUGGAGUGCCAUUACCUAGACUACUGGAAGUAUAUGAUCACUUGUUCAAGUCACGGGAUCCAUUCUGGAACAGAAUGAAGAAGCCACUGCACCUUUUGGAUUGCAUACAUGUGCUCUUGGCAAGAUAUGUUGAGAAUCCUAGCCAAGUUUUAAAUUGUGAGAGGAGAAGGUUUACAAAUCUGUCCCUGGAUGCUAUCUGUGGUUAUCUGGUUGAGCUUCAGUCUAUGAGCUCAUCAGUAGCAGUACAAACCAUCACAGGAAAUUUUAAAUCUCUUCAGGCUAAACUCGAACGGCUUCAUUAAUAUUAUAAUGUAUUUUCAUCUAUGCAUUUUGAUCUGUAAAAUAAAAGCUCAGCUGGGUCCAGA
Felis catus (domestic cat) is the source of this 4466-nucleotide messenger RNA. RefSeq names its product nucleoporin 155 (gene NUP155). Gene Ontology annotation, cellular component: nuclear pore inner ring; nuclear pore. Gene Ontology annotation, biological process: transcription-dependent tethering of RNA polymerase II gene DNA at nuclear periphery; protein localization to nuclear inner membrane; RNA export from nucleus. The record is from RefSeq and is a predicted model, not a curated record. The transcript has 35 exons. Gene Ontology annotation, molecular function: structural constituent of nuclear pore. NCBI's taxonomy places the organism in Eukaryota, Metazoa, Chordata, Mammalia, Carnivora, Felidae. The coding region runs from base 228 to 4403 and encodes 1391 amino acids.